AUGCCAGUAUCAGUAAAGUACAAAAACAAUGGUAAGGAAAGAAGAUAUAAUAUUCUUCAAAAUGGAUGGACCGAUGUUAUUAAUGAUGCAUUUAUUAGUGCACAUGGACUACCAUAUUGUGGUUCGAACUUAUAUGGAUGGAGUUAUAAAGCACCACAAUUAGAACAACCACUAAUUAUUCAAAUACAAGCUAAAGAUACAAGAGGUAGGGAAAUGGAACAUUAUACUAAGCGAACGUUGAAAGACUUAAAGCGAUCCCUCGUAGGAGCAGAACUUUUAACGGAUAUACCAUCGAAUUGGAAGAGAAAAAGUGUGUCUAACUUAAAAUUUGGCUGUGACUCACCACCAAAUGUUUACAGCAAUAAUGUUCUCAGUAAGGCUAAACAACAGCAUAGUGAUAACAUAUUGGGGAUAACAGAAAAAUGCCCUAUAAAAUCAGUCAUUGAAUUAAAACAUAAUUCAAUUCACUCAGGAUCAAUCCACUGUAUAGGUUGUGACCCCUUUCUCUUACACUAUUGGACAAAUCAUCAGUUAGUGAUUUACAAAGAUGUAUCUAAAUCAUAUUGUCGUAUAUGUAUCGAUGCUACUGGAAGUGUGGGUACAGGGGAAGACGACAGUGCGCGACAACUUAGACUGUUGCAAAGAACAAAAACUGUUGCUAUCAUAUCUCGUGAUACUACGGUUAACCGUAUCCAGGCCAUACACGAAUUGUCUAAACGAGUGACCUCUAAGCCAGAGUUACGUACUGAAUUUCUAACUGCUGUGGGGGAUUUAGACUCGCUGUGGGAGAAAUUUGUGGCUGAUAACCAGGCGGUUCUCUACGCUCUGUUGGAUCUGGGUUUAGCUGCGGAGUUUUCGUCAACCAAGGAAUCUCAAGUCCGUUCUCUGUACAUACAAGCAGUCGCUGUUGCGGAAACCCUCAGACCAACACAGACAUGUGAUGAUAACGUUAGUCAUAACGGGUCUAUACAUUCCAAUCGAUCUAAUGAUAACAAUUGUUCAGGCAGACCACGGUUGCCAGAAAUACCAUUGCCCACGUUUAGCGGCGACCUUUCAGAUUGGCCUGUUUUUCGAGAUCGGUUCAAUGCGCGCGUAAUCGAGCGCACUGACUUGUCUAACAUUGACCGAUUCUACUAUUUGCUAGGUUGCCUUAAGGAUGAGGCUCUUCAUAGUAUUCGAAAUAUUGUUGUAUCCGACGCUACAUAUGACCUAGUGUGGACGACACUUGUAGAACGUUUUGAUAAACCUCGACAGCUAGCCUCCUUGAUCGUAGAUAAACUAAUAUCUAUACCAGCUCAGUCCCAAGAAUCGUUAGACGGGUUAAAGGAUUUUUUAACGGUUUUCUCUGACCAGGUUUCGACACUUGAAUCGUUGAACAUCCCUGAUCUAGGCGAGUUUCUAUUGUUCUCGCUCUCCGCACGGUGUUUACCUCUGUCAACUCGUAAAGGGUUUGAGGCUAUCAAUAAUAACGAGUUCCCUACGGCAGCUGAUGUUGUGUCUUAUGUUAAAAAUCGUGUAUCUAUUUUGGAAGCUGUCAACUUCACCAGCAGUUCACGUCGUCCACUAGUACAACAGGAACGACCCAAACCCUCUCUACGUCGUCACGAUGAAAAACGGUCCAAGGUAACCCUGCACACUUCAAGGCUGUCGAAUGAUCCGGCCUUAAAAUGCUUGUUUUGUUCUAAAGACCAUUCGACAGUUCAAUGUCCAAAUUUUGAAGGUUUGUCAAUGGACGCCCGUUACCAGACCGCCCGUGACAAAAAGGUGUGUUUUCGUUGCUUAAAUUCAACACACUGGUCAAACCGUUGCAAGAUUAACAAGCCGUGUGACAAGUGCUCUGGUCGUCACCAUACUCUCCUGCACAGGGAUUAUCAAGAAACUGAGAAACAAACGCCGCCACAAGUAUCAAUGGUCAGCGCUCGGGGUACGUCUACAGUACUACUGGGAACUGCUUUGCUGCAUGUCCGAGAUCAUGCCGGUUGUAUGCAGCAGGUGCGCGCUCUCAUUGAUUCCGGAUCACAAAUAAGCGUCAUGUCAACGUCAUGUGUUGAACGGCUGGGCUUAAGGCGAGUAAAAUGGACCGCGCCUCUCACAGGUGUAUCCGGUGUUGCAGUUUCCAAUGUCGACGGUUUGGUCAAGUGCCUAAUUGCUCCUCGACAUGACGACCACCGUAUCCACGUCAGUGCUUGGAUCCUUCCGAAAAUCACCGGUAACAUGCCUAUCUGUCCUCUCACACCUCAAGUCAAACAGCACUUUAGUCACUUAGCGCUUGCAGACCCAGGAUUCGACCGUUCCGACCCCAUAGAUUUACUUUUGGGUGCUGAUGUGUACUCCCAGGUUAUGGACGGUAAACGAAUUGUCAUCAAUGAUUCGUUGCCUGCUGCUUUCGGGUCCUUGUUUGGCUGGAUCAUUAUCGGCCCUGUUCAGGGCUCUGUGUCCCAAUCGUUCCAAUCUAAUGUUGUGUCACUUACCAUCUCUUUAGAGACCAUCAUCCAACGGUUUUGGCAAGUGGAAGAGCCGGACGAAGUUCCAGACACAUUCACCAAGGACGGUCAAUGUGAAAGUAUUUACAUUUCGGAACGGACACGUGAUUCUACGGGACGAUUUGUAGUUCCACUACCAUUUCUAAAUGAACACCGGUCCGAGACGUUUCCCGGUUCCAGACAAAUAGCUGUGCGCCGCUUUCAGAAUCUGGAAAAGAAGCUCUAA
Molecule: messenger RNA, 2709 nt
Organism: Metopolophium dirhodum (rose-grain aphid)
Lineage: Eukaryota; Metazoa; Arthropoda; Insecta; Hemiptera; Aphididae
Exons: 3
Coding region: 1-2709 (902 amino acids)
Biological process (GO): proteolysis
Molecular function (GO): aspartic-type endopeptidase activity
Source: RefSeq, a predicted model, not a curated record